This is a messenger RNA of Neltuma alba, 1151 nucleotides long. RefSeq lists its product as uncharacterized. Bases 50 to 886 code for a protein of 278 amino acids. Lineage: Eukaryota; Viridiplantae; Streptophyta; Magnoliopsida; Fabales; Fabaceae. The transcript has 3 exons. The record is from RefSeq and is a predicted model, not a curated record.
UCACUCUUUCCCUCGCUUUGGCGUCCCCACGCGCGCACCAUCCCUAUAUAUGCCUCCCUCAACUUCCACACCUUCCAUUCUCACCUCUCUUCUCACCAACACUAUAACUUUCUUCUUCUUUUCCUUCAUGCCUCAACCAACUCUUCGCCGCCGUGCUCCUGCAACCUCCAGCCGGAGAAGUAAGCCUCCGCAUCAUCCAUCGCCUUCCUCUCAUCGACGCACUCCUCCGCCCUCCUCCAACAGAUCAAAGCCUCUCAAGAUUUUGAAGCGGUGCUCAUCGGCGCCUUCACUUCUCUCCGAUUACUCCUCCGCCGAUGAAGAUCACGAUCUCGAUUGCGAUGUCAAGCACGAAGGCACGCUUUUCCGUCCUCAUACUUUUUCUGUUGCCUUUGCGUCUUCUCCUUCCCUCUUAGCUUCCUCCCCUCAGAAUCACGAGGGGUCCAGAAAAGAAGCUAAGGUGGUAGUUAGUGUGACCGUUGAGGGAAGUCCAGGACCAAUCAGAACUAUGGUUAAACUGGGCUCAAGUGUGGACGACACAAUAAAGCUUGUAAUUAACAAGUACAGUGAAGAAGGAAGAGCCCCAAAGAUCGAUCCCAACUCUGCAGCUUCAUUCCAAUUGUAUGACUCCCAUUUCAGCCUCCAAGGUUUGGACAGAUCACAACUCAUUGGGGACAUAGGUAGUAGAAACUUCUAUCUGCGGAGGAGUAAAAAUGAAUCUCCUUUCAGUUUAUUUCGUUCAGAGACUGUUGCUGAUUUAACCAAAGAAGGCUCUGCUCCUUCCAAACCACCACCACAACCACAUCCAUUGUUAUUUCCUUGCUUCAAGAUUGGCAAAAUAAUUAGAAGAACUUGCCGGAUCUGCCAGAUGGUGCUUUGCGCCAAAUGAAGUAAUUCGAUUCAGUUUCGAUGAUUGCUUCAACUUAAUUAGGACUCCAGAGCAACCAUUUUUUUUUUUCCUGUUGCUUUAAUUUUUAUCCUCCGUGAUGCCCGCUACUUAUCUGAUUCAUUGCUUGUCGUUUUGGUUAAGCAAACUGUAAAUAAAUGGUAGGAUAUAAGGAGGAAUUGUUUUUCACUUUUUUCUCAGUGGGAGGUCCCCAAUUGCCUUAAACAAUGAUGCUUUUAGAUUUAUGGCAAAUGGAAAUUUCAAGAAA